This is a messenger RNA of Cryptotermes secundus, 632 nucleotides long. Its product is annotated as adenosine receptor A1-like. The record is from RefSeq and is a predicted model, not a curated record. Gene Ontology annotation, biological process: G protein-coupled receptor signaling pathway. Gene Ontology annotation, molecular function: G protein-coupled receptor activity. Gene Ontology annotation, cellular component: membrane. Lineage: Eukaryota; Metazoa; Arthropoda; Insecta; Blattodea; Kalotermitidae.
UUUACACCCGGGGAAAGAGCCUUAUGCACAAACUGAAUAGGAGGAUGGAUGGGUCCCAGAACCCAUCUUUACGCUGAAGAGAGAAAUAUUUUGCCCCCUGCUGGGAAUCGAACCCCAGUCGUCUUUAUUAUGGGCCCUGUAUGCUUAAGUGUAUUGAGAGAUGUGAUUACGGUAAGGCAGUGUCUGACUUUGUUCUCAGCUUCAUGCUGCACCUCAAGUUCCGGGCAGUGUUCUCUGUCCUGUUCUUCGCACCCCUGCUGCUGAUGCUGAUCAUCUAUAUGCACAUCUUCUCCAUCGUCCGGCGUCACCAAGUGAACAGACUGAGGUUCAGCCAGAUCAACCACGGUUCCAGACAUCACAGCUCCAACGGUCACGGAUCCUCUGGUUCUAACAGUCAGCAGAUGACGAGAAGUGUAAAGGCCAUUCACACGACGCUCUUCAUCCUCGGAUCAUACAUCAUCGGGUGGAUGCCAGCAGUUCUAUCCUACCUGCUCUUCUGUGAAGACUGCCUGUUCCACUUCAACACUUUUAACAAGUCUGUCAUGUUCUUCAUCUACACCAUAGUCAAUCUUCUAGUCAUCUUCAAGACCUUACUCAACCCCAUCAUCUACGCAGCACGAAUGCACGAAAUC